Messenger RNA from Zerene cesonia (dogface butterfly), 5570 nucleotides. It is a transcript of the gene Boule, whose product is annotated as protein boule-like. Gene Ontology annotation, molecular function: RNA binding. The transcript has 4 exons. The record is from RefSeq and is a predicted model, not a curated record. Lineage: Eukaryota; Metazoa; Arthropoda; Insecta; Lepidoptera; Pieridae. Bases 297 to 1055 code for a protein of 252 amino acids.
UCGAACAGUAAAAAUAGCGGUCGACAAUAGCUCAAACACUAUUUUUAGGCGCGUAUCGCUAAAUUGUUAACUAAGAACCUUAUCUUACCUUGUUCUAACAUCUUCGCAAUCAGUCUGUGCGAUAUAGCUCACAGCGCAACUCCUGAAUAUCUACCUAUAGGCGGUAUACGAUACGUGAAAAUCGAUACUACGCGCUCGCCACCAGUACUCGUUUACUCUUCAAUAGUGCCGUUUUAGUUAACGCUAGAAAUUUGUAGUUUAGUAAACAAGGGAACAUGUUUUAAAUUAAAAUAGAAAUGGAUGCGUCAAAGAGAUACAUUAGGAGUGAUUCCGCGAGUUGCGCGCACAUGGUCGAAGAGAGCACCGCAAACAAUAGGAAAGCUGACCCUCAUGAGAAGCUGAAGGCGCUGUUGAACUCCCCCGAAGAAGACACAGAUGAUACUCUGCCUCCAUCUGACGCGCCCAAGUUCGGGACGGUGAUACACAACCGAAUCUUCGUCGGUGGCUUCUCUCUGACCACGACGGACGAGGACCUGUGGAAGUUCUUCUCCGGUUUCGCCACCGUCACCGCGGCGCGGGUGAUCUACGACCGAGCUGGCGUCUCCAAGUGCUAUGGCUUCGUGACUUUCGCCAGCCCCCGGGUCGCGAGAUUGAUUGUGAAGCAGAGUGGUGGUGUGAUGUUCUCGCCUCUAGGGCGACUGAGAGUCGCACAAGCUGUGAGAAAGCAGCACGGUUUACAGAUAAGCCAGCUCCCCGUGAUAAGUUCAGAGGCGACUCCACUGCAGGCGCCGCUCUGUUAUCAGCUGAUUUGUCCGCCGCUCGCGCCGCUCCCCGCCUGCGCACCCUGCGAGCUGCCACCACCGUACGCCAUGUAUCCCAUGCCUUAUGAAAGUGUAACAACUGUUUCAGCGGGGCCCAUCUACGGGCCGCCGGCGCAGUUCGCGCUGGUGCCGGCCCCGUACAGCACGGCGUGCUGCGAGCCGACCUGCUGCGCCCCCCUCGACAAACAGCCCCGCAUACCCCCACCACCCCUUCACCCGGCGUUCAUCUACUAACUUACAGCUAUUCCUCAGCUUAUCCAGCAUUAAUUUUAAUUAAAUUUAAGUCUGUAUCUUUUAUAACCACGGAAUUAUAAUGGAUUGUAAGAAGCGUAGCGUACGAAGUCUCGAAGCGGACUCCUGAAUGUAUGAUUGUUUAAGUCGGAAAUCUUUAGUUUAUAAGUUUUGGUAUACUCUUUAAUAUGCGCUUCGUACAAACAGUUGUUAUCUAUAUGCGUAACGUAAUAGUUAUAUGUAGAGAUUCCAUGGUUUUCAGUCAUUCCUUUUGCUCAAGUCUUCCAAGUAUCCUCAUGCUCAAAUUUAGUUCGCUUAUAGUAAACGAUGCUACGACAAAUAUCAGAAAAGGUUCUGAAGUGAUGCAAGAAGUGUUCAAGGUUUAGAAAUUGUGUAUCGAAUUAGUUUUCGACCAUUUAUCUGGUGUCUCGUUGUUAAUUUUGUUAAAUAGUGGUACUGUAUUGCUUGAUAUCGCUUGAAUUGAUUUUUUCGUUCACGCCAAUUUGAUACUUACAAUGUUAGGAAUUAGCAGCGUGUUUUAUGAAUCAACACUUGACGAAAACCUAAAUUUCAAAAUAAUUGUAUCGAUAUACCUAAAUUAGAAGUAUUGUCUAUCAAUGUGACAUAUAUUAAGGCUUAUACUAAUAUCAUCGUUAGGGAUCCUUGCGAAGAAGGUCGCGUGAUGAAUGUAAUAUUAUUCUAAACAGCUGUAGCGAAAUAUUGACCCGUGAACACGUGUCUCAGCGAAACAUCGAUACAAUGACACGUGGUUGUGUGACACAUGUAGCCGAUUCGAUUGUUAUAAUAAUAGGUAAAUAAUAGUUACGUAUAGAUUCUGUUAUAUUUGGUAUCUUGUUAAAAAUAACCGCACAAAGUAAAGAGGACAAAGUUAUCGCUAGCCAUAAAGUUUUCAUACGUUGUUGAGAUCGCUUGUUAUCCUUUUAAAGGAGUUACGUUUAACAAUAGCAAUAAAAUAUAAAAUAAUUAAUUUGUUGCCCUAAUAUAGAACAGAGAACCUAUUUUUAGUAGUUUAGUUUUAGAUGAUAUUGACAAUGAAUUAUAUCUGGGGUCCAAAGUGUGAUAAAUAAUGUGAAUCUUGGAAUUCCGCAAAAUUUUGCUCGAAAAAGCGAAUCGUCAAGGAUAUUUCACUAUUCACAUUUCCACUGCUGUUAUAUCACUGUGUUGGUUUUUAUAUUGUUUCAAAUGUAUUCGUAACCCCGUUGUUGACACGCCAGGACCAAUUACUUUGGUAGAUUUUUGAAUUUUCACUGUAAAAUUCAAUUGCACACCCCGUAGAUGGCAAUAUUUUGAUAAAUUUAACGAUUUCAAUACAUAAUUCUAUUUUCAUGAUUUUUUAAAGGCCUUGUUUUAAAAGCAGGGGCGCAUUUAUGUACAAUAUUUCCAGAAUCUAUUAUUAUAUUUGCUUCAAUUACAUAAAACCAUAUGAUCAUGUUGUUAAAUUUAUAAUUAUCAAGCUUGGAUUAUUAAAUUUUUGUUCUUCUAUAUCUUCUUUUCAAUAAAUUCAUAAAUACAUUACCUAGAAUCGCUCUCCAUAAUUUCCUAGACCACGUUCCAGCUUAUUAUCGAGUUAGUAUUAUAAAAAGAGUAAAAUAACAAUUUUCGGGUCUGUUUCAUGUUAAUUUAAAUGUCCAGCCUUGAUGAUAUUAACUCCAGAAAAAGAGCAGAGAGACGAAGUCAACUUUGCAGGAUAUGUUUACUACAUUUAAAGUUAAUAUUGUCAAAAAUGUCUGGGCUAUUUGUCAGAUCUGAUAUUAGAUCAAAACUAAUAAAAUACUUUAUUGUAAUUCAUAUUCUAACUCAUUUAAACAAACUUAAUCCAUGAUUAAAUAUCAUGAAGGAAAAACUAAAUUCAUUUCCAUAAAAGUGAAGAAAAUGGGAAGAUAAAUCAAUACUGUUCGAAAUAAUUAAAUGAUGACUUCUAAAUUUGUAGCUAGGGUACUUAUUUACCAGAAGAUUGUGAAACAGGCCCUCAAUGUUUUGGCUCUCAAAUAUCUAAAAGUAUUUUUCUAAUACUCUUAAAUGUAUCGUAUCUUAUAUCACUAUCAACAUCUGUAGAUGCUAGGCUUCAAAUAUUAACUAAUUAUAGUCUAACUGAAAACGCUGUCAAUUUACUAUCUUGGACUUGUACUACUAUAUUAUAGCAUUUAAGUGUAGCUAUAAUUGUGAUUACUUUAUCCUUUACUCUAAUCUAUUAAUUAUUGUCUGCUUCUUUAUUUUGUGUAUUCUCAAUUAUUAUAUUCUGAUUGUUUAGUUUGGAAUCUAUUUUGGAAAUUGAACGUGUUGUGAUUUGUUUAAAGAUAUAUUGUGAUUAUUGAAAUGCAGCUAAUUUUAGACGUACGUAAGUAAAUAUAUCACUUGUCUAUCAGCUUCAAAUUUUGCUAGAAAUAUAUGCCCCAAUAAUAAUGUGUUCUUCUCACGACAUUAAAACUAAACGACUAUUUUUCGUUCUCAUCAAAUGGCAUAUAUUUGUGGCAAUUAGUCUAUCGAACUACGUGGCCUAGACACUUACUGCCUGACAUAUCGGAUAUAUUAGAAAUCACUACGCUAUAGUUUUUAUUUUUCGUGUAUCUGUAUAUAAUCUUUCGCUAGACAUAUUUGAAUUUUAACUGAUGUAAUUUAGACAAUAUUAAUGUAACCGAACCUAGAUGUCUUAAUUAUUAUCUUAUAUGUAAGCGAUCACUUCAUUAAUGUUAUUAAACGCUUAGUAUUAAUGUGAUGUCUAUUGUCGUAGUCAAGUUUAAACUUUUUAAAUAUUUCUACAAAUAGCAUGAGCCUCUUGUUGUCGGUGUGAAUUUUAAUAAUCUAUUUCGUAAAUGUCUAUUACAGUGUUGCUUGAUGUCGUACCUCUUAAAAUUACAGAAUUUAUAAAUAUUCUAAAUUUCCUCGUAUCAGAACUUUUAAUCUUACCAGUGUAUUGAUCGUAUAGUGGCUUCGUUUCGUUUUUGCUGUUGUUAUCAUCAGAAUUGUUACAAUUACAUUCUGCGUUGUUGAACGAGGUGUAGAUGUCAGUAUUGGUCUCAAUGUAGCCGUCCUGUGACGAACGUUCGUUUGGUCUAAGGCCCUGAUGUACUUUUAUAUUGAUUCUGUGGUAAAUCUUAAAUCCGUCUGAUUGAAGCAUAGGUUAUACAGGGACAAAGACAAUACAUAUGGUUGAAAUGGCGUAAGGGAAUAAGGAAAGGCACAGUAACGUUCGUUACAUGUACUCUUAUCUAUGCUUUCUGCUGUUACGUUGACGAUACGUUUAACAAUAGCAUCAGAGUUGUUAUCUUCAUAAUCAUAAAUGUUACUUUUAUCAUAUUAUUAAUAAUCACAUUUCUCUAUUAAACUUUUAGAGUAUUUACGAAGAUGCGUACAAAUGUUCGUCAAAUGUGCAGUUGUUUAUGAAGUACGUGCGCCAACAACAGAAGCGUUGUCCAGUCAUUAUAAUAUUUAGAAAGCUAUAUAUUUGUUAAAUAUUUGUCCCCUACAUCAGUAAGAAUUUUUAUAAACCUUUACAAAUUUGUAGUCCGACGUUUUGGUUAUGAUCGUUCUACCCUUUUAGACGCUAAAGAUGUAUCGCAGAUUAUUUUCUUCGUAAAAAACAUUACAUAGCUGUAUUUUAACUGUUGACUACUUUUAAGAAGUCUAUUUUAAAAUGCUACGCGUCGAAAACUGUUAUACGACCAUUUAGGCUGAUGUAUUGAAAAUGAUAAUAAUUCAAAUAAAGAAAAUACUAAAAAAAUCUAAGUGUGAAUCUAUUUAUGUGUAUUUGUAGAUCGAUAUACGUAAUGAAUAUUCAUAAAAGUCUAUGUGUUUAGAUAUUGCUAUAAAUAUUCCACAGAUAACUAAAUAAGAUAUUAUUAUAGAUAUAUUAGAAGUAAAUGCUAAUAAUGAAUAGAUAUAAUGGAAUAGUAACGCUCGUACCGUGAUCAUAAUCUGUCAUUGCGCACAUUUAAUGUUAUUAUUAUACGAAUUAUAAUAAGUGAAAUAUACUGUCAAAUCUAAAACAUCGUAUCAUCGAAUGUAGGUGAUUGUUGGUAGAUAUUUAUAAUUAUCUAGCUAUUAUAUGUGAUAUUGUUAUUGGAAUAAUAGAUAUUUUAAAGGCUAAUAAUGAUAAUUCUAUAUUCUCCUUGUUGACUUGUGUAAUAGAAUAAAGCGUUUUAAGACAUACUACUGUAAGAGUGCUGUACGAUUCGGGUGUUUGUGAAGUGUGAGAUAUUUGUUCGUUCUCUUACAUUAUAUAAUCAAACUAGCUUUUGCUCGCAGCUUCGCACGCGUUAAAUUCAGAGUAUUUAAUAGAUGUUAUAGAUCUUAUUAUACAUAUAAACGUUCGUCUUGAAUCACUCUAUCUUUAAAAAAAACCAUCAAAAUCCGUUGCGUAGUUUUAAAGAUUUAAGCUUUAUUUUGAGAUAUUUUAUACUAUGUAGUGAUUAUCAGGCUCAGUCAUAACAUUUACACUAAGAUAAAAUAGCCUUUAUAGUUUUUUAUAAAAUAUUAUCUGUUCGGUUUCGUUCAUGG